This is a messenger RNA of Caretta caretta (loggerhead turtle), 1366 nucleotides long. It is a transcript of the gene VTCN1, whose product is annotated as V-set domain containing T cell activation inhibitor 1. The record is from RefSeq and is a predicted model, not a curated record. Gene Ontology annotation, biological process: T cell receptor signaling pathway; regulation of cytokine production. NCBI's taxonomy places the organism in Eukaryota, Metazoa, Chordata, Testudines, Cheloniidae. Gene Ontology annotation, cellular component: external side of plasma membrane. Gene Ontology annotation, molecular function: signaling receptor binding.
UAAUGUAAUAUGUACACUUUGCUAUGUGUACUCAAGACAGCAGGUUGAAGAAAUGCCUCUGGGAAUGGAAGGGGGGAGACGCUACAUCAGUGUCACCACACUAACCUCUGCUGGGAACAUUGGGGAAGAUGGCAUCCUGGGCUGCACUUUUGAACCUGACAUCAAGCUCAGCAACAUAGAGAUUCGGUGGGCUAAAGCUGGGGUCUCUGGGAUGGUGCAUGAGUUUAAAGGCGGCAAGGACCAUCUAAAGGACCAGGAUGAAGUGUUCAAGGGCCGGACAGCGGUGUUCGCAGAGCAGGUGAUUGGUGGGAACGCCUCCUUGAUGCUGAGAGAUGUGCAGCUCUCCGAUGCUGGUGCUUACAAGUGCUCUGUCACCACAUCCAAAGGGAAUGGAGAAGCAGGGCUGGAAUAUAAGACCGGAGCCUUCAGCUCUCCAGAGAUGCAUGUGGAUUACAACAGCAGCAUGGACACCCUGCGGUGUGAGGCUCCUCGGUGGUUCCCGCAACCUGUCGUGGUUUGGACCUCACACAAUAACACCAGGGACAACUUAUCUGAGGUCUCCAACACCAGCUUCAAGCUGAACUCUGAGAAUGUGACUAUGAACGUGGUAUCUGUUCUGCACAACAUCACAGCUAAUACUACCUAUACCUGUGUUAUCAAGAAUGACAUUGCCAAAGCUACAGGGGACAUCGAAGUGACAGAUUCCAGCAUCAAGACGACUGUUCAUUUGCAGCUACUGACCAUGAACAUGGCAUCAGCCUCCUUAUCCCCUCUUGCCCUUUACUGGAUACUUCUACCUCUCCUGUACCUGAUGGCUUUGUAGUGCUUGAUCUCCAUAAAGAAAUGUGAAGAGGAGAUAGAACUGGAGAUGAUGAAUUCCACAAGCAUACCAGGCGGGAUUAAGUGAGAAGGAAGACGUCCGAACCAGAGAAUGGGACACAUUUUCUUAUCUAGAUAACUUAGUGAUCAAAACUUUGGUAUUAUCGAUCUAUGAAGGCUCUAGCCUUGAUCACGCAGCUGGAAAAAGGAUUUGCCACAUUGGAUCAGAUUGGUGCCUUGAGUUCAGCAUAUUAGAAUAUGCAAAUUGUGUAUUUUCUUAAAAUGACCUAUAACAUUUGAUUACCCAGGCCUCACUAAUCUAUCAGAAUUCUCUGAAUGUGUCAAUAAAAUAAUGGAUUAAGAAAAACUACUUGACAAUUUAUUUGAACUUUGUCAAAGGGUUUAUAAAAGUCCCAUACUAAAGAAGCUAUGUAGUCAUGAUGCAAGAAGCUGGCUAAGAGAGAGAAAACAAAGGCUAGGAAUAAAUUAAUGUUCAUCAUGGCAAAGGGUGAAUGGUGGGGAACUAUAUUAGGAUUUUGGUUGUUUA